Molecule: messenger RNA, 2563 nt
Organism: Pectinophora gossypiella (pink bollworm)
Lineage: Eukaryota; Metazoa; Arthropoda; Insecta; Lepidoptera; Gelechiidae
Product: F-box/LRR-repeat protein fbxl-1-like
Exons: 2
Coding region: 302-1354 (350 amino acids)
Biological process (GO): SCF-dependent proteasomal ubiquitin-dependent protein catabolic process
Cellular component (GO): SCF ubiquitin ligase complex
Molecular function (GO): protein binding
Source: RefSeq, a predicted model, not a curated record
UGCUUGUCAAGUGGACGUAUGUAAUUGAAACGUCAUACGAAAAUAGCAUCAAUCAAAAAUGAAAGUUAUUUUUAAUAUUUCCUUUACAAAAUUGUUCUGAAUUAUUUUAUUGCAUGGGAAAAUAUGGAGAAACCUAUAUCAAAUGAGGAGUACGACUUUAUGAAAUAUUUUCUGCGUUGUGGACGCCGUGUCUAUAUUUAGAAGCACAGUUUACAUAAAUUAUGAUUUUACUAAAGCAAACAGUAAAAUUUUCUCGAAUAGAAAACAAGGACUGUGACAGUGUGGGGUGUGGCUGUGGAGGAUGGUGCACCUCGAAAUGAUGGGAGUACCCAACAACACACUCACCAUAAAUGACCUGCCCAACGAAAUACUUAUUUACAUAUUUUCUAUGAUAGAUUUUGAGUCUCUGUUAGCAGUGGCUAAAGUGUGUAUGCGGUGGCAGCAGCUCUGCCUGACUCCAUGCGUGUGGGACAACACACGGCUCAUAGUCUGCAUGAAGAACUAUGUCAGGAUCAGCGAGAACAUUGUGCCUUUUGUCGCUAGGUAUUUAAAGAAUGUCAAGUUACAGUAUUUCAAAUUGUAUUCUCAAGUCAGGGCUUCCUUGAUAAGCUAUUGUCCUAAUUUGACUCAUUUAGAAAUAAGUAUAUCUCAAGUGGACAGCUGUAUUUUUGAUGAUCUUUGUCACUGGCCUAAUUUGAGAUUUCUUAGUUUUCGCAAUUCUCUUAUAGUACAAAAUCCAGAGAAUGCCAAUGGAAAUUUUGUGUACCAUUUGCCUUUUGAAAAAUUAAAAUACCUUGAGACACUUAUCUUGUCAAACUUUGCAUUAACACAAAAUAGUUUGUACAGCAUGUUGCAGUGUACCCACCUCGUUAGUAUAAAUAUGGAGAAAAUGAAGAACAUCCCCGCUGACUUUCUGGAGUCUUUGUUGAGAACUAAACAGUCCUCCUUGAGAGCAUUGCACAUCUAUGGGGACACAUUGAACGAUGACAUUGUGCACUACAUAUCCAACUGCAGGUUGUUGCAAGUACUGCACAUCAUGACAUGCAAAACUUUAUUUGACUCUAGUUUAAGGCAUUUGUAUAGACUCAAAAAUUUAGAAUCACUGAAGUUGCGUCAUGGAUAUUUUUCAACUUCUGCUUUGCUUGCAUAUUUCUCCAACAACACGUUUCACCAUCUGACCUACUUAAGCCUCUCAAGGUGUCUGCAUGUAUCUAUGCAGGUCGCUAAAGUCAUCAAAACCAGUGCACCCAAUCUCAAGGAACUGUCAUUCUACCUCUGCCCAUUUAUCAUUGCCCCAGACUUUAACAGGUCAGAGUUAGAGAAACUGUUCAAUAUACAGCUGUUGCUUGAUUGAAGCAAUAGGUUGUUAGUAUUAUAUUACAAUCGAAGGCAUCUUAGGUAUCCGUCCACCACUUUACAUGCAUUAUUUAAUGUUCAUUUCAUUUAUAUUCUGACAUACAAUGUCAUUCAAAGCAAGGAUAUAUGUGACAGAGUAAAGUUGCAUGGGAAAGCUGAUAAACUCCCAAAUAUAUGUGAAUUAUAGUUUUCAUACAAGCUCAACUAGUCACUUUGAAUGGGAAAGUGGAAAUAUUUUUUAACUCUUUACUGCUUCCUUUUCAGACCCUCGUUCUAGAAAAACUUAUUAGAUAAAAGUAAGUAAAAUUAUGGUAUUUAAUUUAGAUGUGGCAUGUGUUGAUAAUCAGAAAUCACAUUUAUGAAUUAGGUGUUAGUUAAAUUUAGUAUUUAGGCUGCUUUAUGGUGGAUAUAUGUACCUAACUAAUAUGGUUUUAUUUAGAUAGCUACUACAGUAUUUGAAACUGAGGAAGUAUUAACUGUAUGACAAUAUUCUACAAAGUAGAUAAAAUUCUGUAUGUUAAUUGAAAAGAUACAUUAGUAAUGUUUGGAAGACAUUGUCAAUUACAUGAUGUGCCUUAUGAAAGUGAUAAACACUGGAGAGAAGCUGGUCUUCACUGAGUAGUGGCGAUGGUGACGGCAGCUAAGUAUUAUGUUUGUAUGCACUUUGCAGGACAAGUAACACAGGAUCAAUGUAUACAUGCAAUUUUAGCCAGGACUUCAUUUACCAUGUAAAUAGAUAAUGUAAUUUUAGUCUAGCAUAAUUUAAUUAUGAUUGGUUGGUUUAUUAUGAAUUUAUGAUUGUUACAAAACCAUCAAGCUUUGAAAAUUAACAAAAAAUAGUUCACAUUGUGCAGGUCAAUUAAAGCAUUAGGCAGUAGCUAUGGUUACAUAUUUACUGCCCCCAAUAUUUUGCACUCAAGAUUUGUUAUUCUUAUUGGAAAUAGGUUAAAUAAAUACAUUUGUGUUCAUUAUUUUUGUCUGUCAUCAAUAACUACAGAUUGGGAUCACUAGAACGUAGCUGAUAUGCAUAAACAAACAGGUCGCACUGCGGCUUCCGCGUGUGUUAAAUGAUUAUACAGGUAUGGCUAAUAUUAUAAUGGCACUCUUUAUAUUUAUACUUGUGUAUACAAUGUGAUUUUUAUAGAUUAUUAUUUUUAAUGUUUGUGCUGUUUUACUAUCAUACACAAUAAAUAGUAUUUUCAGCAUC